CUUGAGAUUCGGCAGCAGGGGAAGGAGAGGCAGGUCGGGAACAGAGCACCGGUGGUUCUUCAUCCGUCGCCGGCCGCCAGUAUGAAGCACAGGUCGUCCCUGAAGAUGAUCCGCGCGCCGCCGCCGGUGGGAGUUCCGGCGCGCGGCUGGGGCGGCGGGAGGACGCUGCUGGUGGCCGUCCGGAGGGACGCGGCCGGGAGGGAGCUGCUCGCCUGGGCGCUCGCCAAGGCCGCCGCCGCCGGCGACCGCGUCGUCGCGCUCCACGUCACCACCGCCGACGUGUUCGGGAUGGAGGAGAGGAGCACAGCCGCCGCCGAUUCGCUCGCCUCCGUGCUCGCCGCGUACGACGGCUUCUGCAAUCUCAACCAGAUCAACCUGGAGCUCAGGGUCUGCCACGGCUCAUCCGUCAAGAAGGCUUUGGUGAAGGAGGCCAUCUCCUACGGCGCCGCGCAGCUCAUCCUUGGGGUCAUGAAGAACUCACCUCUUGGAUUGUGCGCCACGGCGGUCGCCAAGUACUGCGCCAAGAGAGUCCCGGGCAGCUGCACGGUUCUCGCAGUCAGCAAGGGCGCCAUCGUGUACCAUGGCAACGCGGCGCAGGAGCAGAUGAACCACUACUGCUGCACAAGUAUAACUUAUUCUGUGGUGGCGGAGACGCCGCGGAUGAUCUACCGGAAGAUACUCGACGCGGCGGCGACGGUCGGGGAGAAGGCUCGGGAUGACUCGGUGAUCGGGCAUGGCCGCUCGCUGGAGCGGAACGUGUCUAUGCCAAUGAGCGCCCGGAUCUCGCGGAAGGUGGCGGCGGUAGCACCGGCAACUCCGGCGGCGAGGAGUCAGCGGCGAGAACUGCCGGAGGUGGCUGCCGGGUGGCCGCUGCUAAGGAAGGACAUCAUGCCUGCCUCGCCCGAGUGUUCCGAGGUGUCCGUGGUUGAGUGGGCAAUGCGGCUUCCAAGCCGGUGCUCACCGCUGACGCCGGUCGGUUCAGCAGCCCCGGUGACCGAGGAAGUGUCUGAGGAAGUUCAGGAGGAGUUGGCUUCCAUCAGAGAGAAGUACUCUUCAACGUACACCAUGUUCAGUUACCGUGAUCUUGCGAGGAUCACCUCUAACUUCUCCUCAGAUAGUUUAGUCGGGAAAGGCGGCACGAGCUGGGUUUACAGCGGGCGCUGCGAUGACGGCAGGGAGCUAGCAGUGAAGGUCCUGAAAUCUUCCGAUGAGGUGUUGAAGGAGUUCGUCGCAGAGAUCGACAUCAUCAGCUCCAUCGACCACAGGAACGCCAUGGCCCUCGUCGGGUUCUGCGCCGAGCACGGCAAGCUCAUGCUGGUGUACAAUUACAUGAGCAGGGGCAGCCUGGAGGAGAUCUUGCACGGUGAGAAACAAGGGAAGGGUUCACGGUUAAGUUGGCCGGAGAGAUUCAAGGUGGCUGUCGGAAUCGCGCGCGCCCUCGAUUAUCUCCACGGUGGAGGCGGCGGCGGCAACGAGCGUCCGGUGGUGAUCCACAGGGACGUCAAGUCCUCCAACAUACUCGUCUCUGAAGAUUGCGAACCAAAGCUCUGUGACUUCGGCCUCGCGCUGUGGGCGGCCGACGCGGCGGCGCAGAUCACCGGGGACGACGUGGCCGGCACGUUCGGGUACCUGGCCCCUGAGUACUUCAUGCACGGCAAGGUCAGCGACAAGAUGGACGUGUAUGCUUUCGGCGUCGUCCUCCUCGAGCUACUCUCCGGGAGGAAGCCGGUGAGCUCCGGCGGCCCCAAGGGCCAGGAGAGCCUGGUGAUGUGGGCGAAUUCCGUCGUGCAAGGAGGCAAGCUAACGGAGCUCGUCGACCCGAGCCUGCCGACAGAGGACGGUGAUGCCGGCGAGGUCGAGAGGAUGACCAUGGCCGCCGCGCUCUGCAUCACUCGAGCCCCGCAACACCGACCGAGCAUGGCAAAUAUUAUCAAGCUACUCGACGGCGACAGCGACGCCAUCCAUUGGGCUAGAUCGCAGCUCGGCAUGUCAGACACCGGCGACGAUUACAGCGAGGAGUACUCGGCCGUCUCUUCCGAGAAAAUCGACAUCCAAUCGUACAUCAAACUCGCGCUGCUUGACAUCGACGUUGACGACGAUGACUCUGCUUCCGUGUGCAGCGUCGACUUCAUCCCCGCCAACAUGUCGCUUGAGGAGUACAUGAAGGGGAGGUGGAGCCGGUCAUCCAGCUUGACUGAAGAAGGAGGCUCCGCCCAUGGCGGGAAUCCCAGGAUUUUUGUGUAGAUAUCAACCAUUCUUUUGAUUCUUUCAUUUCGGUGUAUAUAUUGAGCAGUUAGGAGGGUAGUUACGAAUGGGGAUAUGCAAUUCCCUUGUCCAGUUUUGAUGUUUCUUCUAGUUAGUCCUCAUUGAUUUCUUACAACAUUUGUGUACCCUACCCCAAAGCAUCAA
Lolium perenne is the source of this 2409-nucleotide messenger RNA. Lineage: Eukaryota; Viridiplantae; Streptophyta; Magnoliopsida; Poales; Poaceae. The record is from RefSeq and is a predicted model, not a curated record.